AGAGAACUGCGAACCUGAAACGUACGAUCGCCUGAGGUCCCGCGGGAGGAAGCGGAGGAAGGAGGAGGCGGAGCGGGGAGCAGCAUCACCCAGUGCAUGGUGCUACGGUGUCGGGAGGGGAGUGGAUGAGCAGCCGGAGCUGACCCGGAGAUGGCUGUCCUCAAACUGGCCGACCAGCCUCUUCUCAUCCAGGCAAUCUUCAGUGGAGAUCCUGAAGAGAUCCGAAUGCUCAUAUACAAGUCGGAAGACAUCAAUGCUCUGGAUGCGGAGAAACGGACCCCGCUGCAUGCUGCAGCCUUCCUGGGUGAUGCUGAGAUUACUGAACUCCUUAUCAUCUCUGGAGCUCGGGUCAACGCCAAAGAUAAUAUGUGGCUCACCCCUCUCCACCGCGCAGUGGCUUCUCGGAGCGAGGACGCUGUACGAGUUCUGAUUCGCCACUCGGCCGAUGUGAACGCUCGGGACAAGAACUGGCAGACGCCGCUACACGUUGCCGCUGCCAAUAAUGCACUAAGAUGCGCUGAGGUCAUCAUCCCAUUGCUGAGCAGUGUCAAUGUGUCGGAUCGAGGUGGACGCACCGCCCUGCACCACGCUGCCCUCAAUGGACAUGCUGAGAUGGUAAGCCUUCUCCUCACUAAAGGGGCAAACAUUAAUGCCUUCGAUAAGAAGGAUGGCCGGGCACUGCACUGGGCGGCUUUUAUGGGUCACUUGGAUGUGGUGUGUCUGCUGGUGAGUCAGGGUGCAGAGAUCAGUUGUAAGGACAAACGGGGAUACACGCCACUCCACACGGCAGCCUCUGGUGGAAAGAUUGCGGUGGUCAAACAGCUGCUGAACCUGGCUGUGGAGAUAGACGAGUCCAACGCGUUUGGGAACACGGCGCUCCAUGUGGCCUGUUUUAAUGGUCAAGAUGCCGUUGUCAGCGAGCUGAUCGAUUAUGGUGCCAAUGUCAGCCAGCCCAACAAUAAGGGCUUCACCCCACUGCACUUUGCCGCUGCCUCCACACAUGGAGCGCUUUGUCUGGAGUUCCUAGUCAACAAUGGAGCCGAUGUCAAUGUCCAGAGUCGGGACGGUAAGAGUCCUCUUCACAUGACAGCAGUGCACGGACGCUUCACUCGCUCUCAGACCCUCAUCCAGAACGGUGGGGAGAUUGACAGCAUCGACAAGGAUGGUAACACCCCUCUUCACAUCGCUGCUCGCUAUGGCCAUGAACUCCUCAUCAACACGCUCAUCACCAGUGGUGCAGACUGCACAAGGCGAGGAGUCCACGGCAUGUUUCCUCUCCAUCUGGCUGCCUUGAAUGCUCAUUCUGACUGCUGCCGCAAGCUGCUGUCCUCAGGUCGGAGGUUUAGCAUAAUAUGUAACGACUCGGUCCUGUCUGCAGGCUUUCAGAUAGACAGUCCGGACAGCUUGGGGAGGACCUGCCUUCACGCUGCUGCAGCUGGAGGUAAUGUUGAGUGUGUUAAGUUGCUCCUGAGCAGCGGAGGAGACCAUAACAGGAGGGACAACUGUGGCAGGACUCCCCUCCACUAUGCAGCCGCAAGCCGUCACUAUCAGUGUCUGGAGACUCUGGUGGCUUGUGGCACCGCCAUCAAUGCUACCGACCAGUGGGGGCGCUCUGCGCUGCACUAUGCUGCUGCAUCGGACCUGGACAGGCGGCGUCGUGUUGCUCUGGAGCCGGAGAGCGAAGGAGUUCAGGCGGAGAGAGAGAAGGAGGCAGCACUAUGUUUAGAGUUCCUGCUUCAGAGUGGAGCGACGGCCUCACUAAAGGACAAACAGGGCUACAGUCCUGUCCACUACGCUGCAGCCUACGGACACAGACACUGUCUAGAACUGCUCCUAGACAGAGAUGACAGCCACCAAGACGAUCCUGAAAAUCUGAACACCAGGAGCCCGCUACACCUCGCCGCAUACCAUGGCCAUGCUCAGGCCCUGGAGGUGCUGCUGCACGGGGAGAGGGAAGUGGACCAGGGAGACGAGGCAGGGAGGACCCCUCUGGCUCUGGCUGCCCUCCGGGGCCACACUGAUUGCGUUCACACUCUCCUCAGCCAGGGGGCGUCACCGCACACCACAGACAGGCAGUACGGACGCACCCCAGUACACCUGGCAGUGAUGAACGGUCACACAACAUGUGUGCGUCUCCUACUGGACGAACCAGAUGGUGCAGACCUCGUAGAUGUUGCUGACUCUCAAGGACAGACUCCUCUGAUGCUGGCAGUGGCAGGAGGUCACAUUGACGCUGUGUCCCUGCUGCUGGAGAGAGAAGCCAACGUCAACAUGGCUGAUAACCACGGCCUCACGGCUCUGCACCUUGGGCUGCUGUGUGGUCAGGAGGAGUGUAUCCAGUGUCUCUUGGAGCAAGAGGCUUCGGUUUUGAUUGGUGACUCGCGGGGUCGUACACCCAUCCACCUGGCCGCCGCCCGAGGCCACGCCUCCUGGCUGAGUGAGCUGCUGAGCAUCGCCUGCUCUGAGCCACCGUCGCUACCCCCACUGAGAGACCAGAAUGGAUACACGCCACUGCACUGGGCCUGCUACUACGGUCAUGAGGGAUGUGUUGAGAUCCUGCUGGAGCAGAAAGGCUGCCGCUGUAUUGAUGGGAACCCCUUCACCCCUCUGCACUGUGCUGUAGUGAACGACCAUGAGUCAUGUGGGUCACUGCUGCUGGAGGCGAUGGGAUCAGACAUUGCCAGCUGCAAAGAUGCCAAGGAUAGGACUCCUCUUCAUGCUGCGGCAUUCGCGGGUCAUGCCGAUUGUGUCCAGCUCCUUCUUUCCCAUGAUGCACCCGUUGACGCUGUGGACCAGUCUGGCUGCACUCCACUGAUGAUGGGGGCAGAAAAGGGCCGGGUCGGGGCUCUCGAGGUGCUGUUGACCAGCGCCAACCUUAGUCUGACGGACAAAGAUGGCAACACCGCCCUGCACCUGGCCUGCAGCAAUGGAAAGGAGGACUGUGUGAUGUUGAUCCUGGAGAAGCUUUCUGACACUGCACUCAUAAAUGCCACAAAUGCAGCACUGCAAACUCCUCUCCACCUGGCGGCUCGUAGCGGUCUGAAGCAGGCAGUCCAGGAGCUGUUGUCCCGAGGAGCUAAUGUCCAGACGGUGGACGAGAAUGGUCUGACCCCUGCUCUGGCUUGUGCUCCUAGCAGAGAGGUGGCUGACUGUCUGGCUCUCAUUCUGGCUACCAUGAUGCCUUUCUGCUCCCCUUGCAGCUCCGGGGCCCCCUCCCCAGGCUCCCUGCUGAGGCUGCUGCCCCACCAGGGGGGUAAAAGCCAGGGCACUGGCCCUCGGGGGCCACGCAGCCCUAAGAACCCCUCCAGACCCUCCAGCGAGGGAACUGCAGAGAACGACUCAGAGGAUUCGGAAACCUUCUGACGACUCAGGAGCAACUCUCUAGCCUCCUCUACCUCGAACUGUGCACCUGAACUCCUCACCUUCCCGCCUCCUCCAGGAGCCAUGCAGUGUUUCAGCGCACUCUUGAGGGAGAAGGGUAGAGACUUGGUCAUUGCAAAGCGUUAGUGUUCAGUCAUGGAGGUCCAGAAGGUUCAAUAUUUAACAGCAGGAAACAAUCAACUCAAAACAUUCCUGACUAUUUUCAUAAUAACCGUAACAUAAGUCAUUGACGAGCAUCAAAAGCUGUUGUUUAAAACGUUAAACAAAAGCUUUUGUUGGGUUGUCUCAUCAGUGGAGCAUCAAAAUGUUGAUAUGUAGCAUGUUGCGCCCACCGCCCAAACUUCUAUAAAAAACCCAAUGGCAAGUGUCCAACUUAAUGUCCAGGAUGUGUCUGACCUGGUCUCAGACCACGUUUGGAGGUGGAACCAUCUGGAUGUAAAUUUGAUCGUGGCUGUGGGGCUUGUUCGCUAAAGCAAGUCAUAAAAAUUGAAACGUAGAAAUUAUUUCCAUUGUUAUUUGUUCUGCAGAUUUUAUCCAUAAAAUCCUUGUUUUGUGACAAGUUUUUCAUUUUAUUGUCAAGUGUGACACAUUUAAAAUUUAGCAUCUACUAAGAGCAAAUAUUUAACGUAGAAGUGAUGAAACUGACUAUUUCAGUAUUUAAUUGUUAAUUGUUGCAGGCCUAAUAAGAAAUAAAGUGACAUCAGGAAAAUAAAAAAUUAAAAUCCAGAUAUUUUGAAAUAAUAAAAGCAAACAGUAUUAAUAACUGAUAAUAUAUGACUAAAACCAGUUAUUCAUAUUUAUAAUGUUGUUGUUUUGUUAAAUAUUGAACCUUUUGGCUCCACAGCAUCUGUAUCUUGUUCCUCAUGUGGGGAACAUGAACCGAAUCCUCUGGAGGAACGCCAUCUUUGAUAGGCUGCACUGCCCGGGACUGCGUUGCUCCAUGAAGAACUCAAUCUCGACCGGUUCUGGUUUGGGUCUGCAUGCUUCUGUCAAUUUACACCACGGUUCAAUUUUUUUACACUCACGGGUGCUUAAAUCCAAAUCGACCUCGGUACUUCAACGGCCGCUUGGCACAGCCACUCGCCUCGGAGACUCAUUUUGUCUUCUUAAAAAAAAAAAAAAAAAAAAAGAGGAAGAAAUAAAAGAAGAAGCCAUUUUUAACUGUUUGUAUGAAAUGAAGUGUGAAAUGAAUGAAACGUAUUUUCUAUCUUUUUAUGAUUUUGGCUUGUUGUUGUACCAAAUAUUUGACUUACCCACAUAAAUGAUUAACAUGUCCUGGAGCGUGAAUAGGUACAUUCAGCUUGUUUUUAACAGCCGAAGCACAAAUUAAGAGUUUGUGUAGUUUGAUGAACUGUGGCUGAAAUUUGAACUGUGCAGCGUCCAUGAGAUGAUUUGUAGUUUAAAUGUUGGCACUCUGUCAUAAUUUACCUCAACUGGUAAAGUUCACAGAAAACGACAAGUCAAGGAGAUUAGAUACUGAUUAUGCAUUUCCUCCUGUGUCCGUGUCCAUUCUGUGCAUGCUCGCACACUUUCUACUCCAGGAUAUGUCUGAUUACAGAGACCCAGGCUCUCCACAAAGAUUAAAUUUGUCUAAAAGCAUUUAUUAUUUACACUUGCAUGAUGGUACAAAUACUGCCAGCACUUAAAUUUAAUGUAAAACACCCCCCCCCCCCCCCCCCAGUUCUCUACCUACCAGCUAUGUGUCAUUGUCUCAAAUAUGUCCAGUGCCUUGAUGUCCAUUAAUUUUUUAUUUUUUUUUUAACAUAUAUUCUUUCUCAGUCACAACAACUUAUAUCAACCUACAAAUGUCUAUUGUCAUCACAGCUUACUGUGAAGGGCAUAAAGAUUAGUUACAUGGACAAUUGACAAAAUAAUCUGUUAUUGUAAUGCAUUUUCACAAAAAAUUGAAACUUUUCGGACCAUUUGUCUGGAAAUAUACAGCUUAAGUGUGUCAACUUGCUAUUUUUGUUGAUUGAUAAAAUGAAAAAAAAAAUCUAAAUGCUAACUAGUAGUUAAACAAGUUCAAUCAGCCAAAGUGUACUGCUAGCUGCUAUUUUAACCCUAACAAGCAAACAGUAGCUGCGAUGUUAGUGUAAAUGCAUCUUGUUUUUGCUUAAUUUUUUUUGUUCUGUGGCCAAAACAAUUACUCUGUUAUUUGACUGGCCAUUUGACAGAAUCUGAGAGAGUUCACUUUUUUGCUAUAUUUGUGAUACAUAGAUAUUUAUGCAUAACAAGCAAAUGUUAGCCGCUCCAUUAGCAUGUACGCACAGCUAGCAGCUAUAUUAGCUCAAACAAAUUAAAGUUAGCAUCUUUGUUAGCGUGAAUAAGAUAAAUUAGUCACUUUGUUAGCCUGGAGAUAAUAUUAAUAUUAAUAUUUGUGAGGCAAUAGCUUUUUAAUUUACAUGGUUCCUACUCACAUAAUUCUAUUGUUAUUUGAAAACUCAAAACAUACCACACUUUUUUUCAGACAAACGAUCCAAAAAGUUUUUAGAUUUUUUUUUUGUUUGUUUUUGUGGCUAUUUUUCUUAAUUGAUCAACAGGGAAAAUAAUGAAAUGAAUGAACCAUUAUCCUAAAACACCUUUAUUUUUUAAUUGGUUUUAUUUAACACCUUAACAGGGUAGUCCAACUUAACAACUGAUAAGCUAAAAAAGCUGUUAUUAAUAAUAAUAAUAAUAAUAAUGUGAGAUAUUGUGUUGCACCUAAUGAACAAGAGAAGCUCCAGUCACCUGCUUUACUUACCAGCUGGUUAAUUUCAUUGUCAACUAAUCUGUUAAGAAGACAAAAAUAAUAAUAACAAAGAAGUGACUUCUUAAGUCAAUAUUUCAACAGCAGCACACAAACAUUUCCACCGUCGUCUAAUGGACAGGCAUUUUAUUUAUUUUAUUUUAUUUUAAAAGGUGUGUUUUUGGCACAAAACUAUUUUAUUUUAAAUUUAAAUAAACCAACAGCAACAAUCUGCUUCAGAAUCUUUGUAGUUCCUUGCUGCACGCCCUUCUCUACAUAAAUGAUUAGCUCCUUUUCCAUUUUAUGUAGAUUCAAACACCACAUCAACAACAGCUCCUCACUUUGUAACAGGAGUGUGUUCACAGCAAAAUGGUAAUUUAUUAGAUUUAUUCUACAUUAAAAACUAUGUUCUGCAAACGGUUUUCAGUCCAAAAAAUGUAUAACACAGGUCUUUUUUGUAAAUAAGUGUUAGAUUUUAAGAGUCGAUCUAUCAGGCGACUUCUCCUGUUCGCAGCUGCAGGUUUUCAAAAGUAUUUAGCACCAUUCAUUCGGUUUAACAUGCAAGCAAAAUAAAUUUCUAGCACUUGAAACGGGACAAAAUUUAUACUUUUAUACGUCAUUUAGAAUAAAGCAGUGCAUCUAUUAAACUAUGAUGCCCAUGCUUUUUGUAAUCCUUAUUAAUUUGUCUCUCAUUUGCUGACAGUUAAAUGUCUCCAGCCUACUCCUUUAUGUUGUGUGUGUGUGUGCGGAAGUGUGUUAGCUUAGGUACUGAUACGAAAUCACUUGCUUUUGUACAUAAUGUCAACAGAAAUCAAGUCUUUGUAUGAAGAAAAUCCUCCUCCGCCCGUGGUUUAUAUUCAUAUUGAUGUUUUUAAAUUGAAAUCCCUGAUAAGCACAGAUACUGAUAAGGUUUGUUUGCCAGUAUUAUUAUUAUUGUUAAUAUUGAUCAACCAGAAGAUGAGCUUCACCAGACAAUCGCUAUUGUCAUGUGUGUGAUGAUUUUCCUACCAGUUCCUGAUGCAGUAGAACAUGCUGAGUGCUGUUUGUCAGCUUGUUUUAUAUAAACUGUACAAUUAUAAAAAUCUGUUUGGACUCAC
Molecule: messenger RNA, 7203 nt
Organism: Mugil cephalus (flathead mullet)
Lineage: Eukaryota; Metazoa; Chordata; Actinopteri; Mugiliformes; Mugilidae
Gene: ankrd44
Product: ankyrin repeat domain 44
Exons: 28
Coding region: 151-3363 (1070 amino acids)
Molecular function (GO): protein binding
Source: RefSeq, a predicted model, not a curated record